UCCUGCAACAUCUUGUUGUGAAAACGAACUGACAUCAAAAACAUUGGCAGAAAAUUUUUUUUUUAUUUUUUAUACCAAACAAGAUCCAUUUUAUUUAGCAACCUUGUCAGCUUUAGAUAUUAUCUCAGGUCGGAACGCACAAUUUAAUACAACAUUUUUUAUAUCAAAACGUCAUUCUUCAAAUAUUGUAUUCAAUGGAAAAACGGAAUGGCCACCACGGCGAGAAUGAACCGGAGACCGGGGGAAACGAAGAGACGACGGAGCCUCCACCGAAACAGUCGCGGUCAAGGAGUGACGAGUCGAGUAAUAUAAUUAGAUUAGACGGUAACAACAUGGAGACGACUAAGGCCGGUGGUAGUAGUAGUAGUAGUAGUAGUAGUAGUAGUAGUAGUAGUGGUGGUGCCACCGGUGAACGACGCACAUCCACAGCCAACUAUUCAUCAAGGCAAAGGAUUGACUCUCUGAGAAAGAUCAGACCACCCUUCCCCUGGUUUGGGAUGGACAUCGGUGGCACCCUGGUGAAGCUGGUUUACUUUGAGCCCAAAGAUAUCACAGCCGAGGAGGAGCAGGAGGAGGUAGAGAACCUAAAGAGCAUCCGACGCUACCUGACCUCCAACAUAGCCUACGGUAAGACGGGGAUCAGAGAUGUUCACCUGGAGAUGAAGGACUUGACGAUAUGCGGACGCACAGGUAACCUCCACUUCAUCCGCUUCCCCACCCAGGAUCUGCCGGCCUUCCUACAGAUGGCUCGCAACAAACACUUCUCCAGUCUCCACACCACCCUCUGUGCCACCGGAGGGGGGGCCUACAAGUUUGAGUUCGACUUCCGCCAGAUGGCUGAUCUCCAGCUGCUGAAACUAGAUGAGCUGGACUGUCUGAUACGGGGUGUCCUCUACAUAGACUCAGUGGUGUCCAAUCCUUCAGAGUGUUACUACUAUGAGAACCCUACAGACCCUGAACACUGUGUCCAGAAACCCUUCGCUUUAGAGAACCCUUACCCUCUACUGCUGGUCAACAUCGGCUCUGGCGUCAGCAUCCUGGCCGUCUACUCCAAGAACAACUACAAACGAGUAACUGGGACCAGUCUGGGUGGAGGGACAUUCCUGGGGCUGUGCUGUUUACUGACUGGCUGCUCCAGCUUUGAGGAGGCUCUGGAGAUGGCGUCGCAGGGGGAGAGCACACACGUGGAUAAGCUAGUACGGGACAUCUACGGAGGGGACUACGAGCGUUUCGGCCUUCCCGGCUGGGCUGUGGCCUCCAGUUUUGGGAACAUGGUGUGUAAAGAGAAGCGGGAGUCCAUCUCUAAAGAGGACCUAGCCAGAGCCACCCUGGUCUCCAUCACCAACAAUAUCGGCUCCAUCACCAGGAUGGUGGCGCUCAACGAGAACAUUGAGAGGGUGGUGUUCGUAGGGAACUUCCUGAGGGUGAACACCCUGUCCAUGAAGCUGCUGGCCUACGCCAUGGACUACUGGUCUAAAGGCCAGCUGAAAGCCCUGUUCCUCAGACACGAGGGCUACUUCGGAUCAGUCGGGGCUUUGCUGGAGCUCCUGGAUCCAUCCUGAUUGCUACGGUGGCCCUGAAGGUCAAACUAGCACUUAAGAUCCAAGGACUGCUCUCACCCAAAGCCAGACUCGCACUUAGACUUAAGCUCUUAAACCAAAGACCGUCCGUCCAGCAGGAUUACACCUUUAUACUUUUAUCCUCCUCACUCCAUUGGUGCGGUGUGCUUGCAUGUACAAGUAGGUAGCCUGUACAGUAGCAUGUACAGUAGCUAGAUUGGUAGCCUGUACAGUAGCCAGGUAGGUAGGCUGUAUAGUAGACAGGUAGCCUGGUUCCGUCUGUAUAUGUUUGACAGGAAUAUGCAUCCUUCCAGGAACGCCACAACUGUUGCCUUAACUGCUGGAUGAUCACAUGUCUGUUUGGCAUGUUUCAUAUAAAUCGCCAUCGGCAACCGAUGGCUCAGCUCUAAUUGUUGACCUCCGUAGAAGGGCCAAUGGCUGGGGUCCAAUGGGCAUUUUACUGGCACACAUUCCAGUCAAUACAGGAAGUACACUGACGUUACAGUUCUCUUCUUCAACGCUUUUCAAUUAGGAACAUGUGGAAUUUGGUUUACUUUCUGAAUUGACAGGAAUUGUAAUGAAAUUAAUCUCAACCCUGAUUAACUGUUAACGUUAACUUUCUUUUUCUUUUACUAUUGUUUACUGUGACAUUGUUCAGCUCAGCUGCAAAGUAAUUGUUAAAUAUUGAUGGAAGAGGUUUUGAUUGAUAUUUGAUAAUGACAAAUGGAAUAUUUGGGGGUCUGUUUUGGACAUAAAUGUUAAGUUAUUCUGUGUUCACCUGAAUGAACUCUUACCAACGAACCUGACUCAUAUUCAACUUUACAUGAUAGUUAAACAUUUAGUAUUUUUACUGCCUUGAGACAAUCUCUCUCUCCUUCUUUCUCUCUCUCCUCGCUUUCUCUUUCUCUCUCCUCUCCUUCUCUCUCUCUCUCCUUGUCUCCUCUCUCCUCUCUCCGUCUCCUCUCUCUCCGUCUCCUCUCGCUCUACCAUACUAGUUUCAACUGUUCUCAUUAUUAGGCCUACUUUAACUACCUUUAUUCAGAUCACUAUGCCAACAGGUACUCUUCCUGGAGUCUAUACACACAACUAAAAAUACAUUACAGUUUACAUUAAGACACGGUAGUAAGGCAACACUUUCAGGGAUCUGGAUCUGCUGUAUUUGUGCAGUAUAUAUGGGGGUUUAAAUGGGAGUCCCAGGGAAUCAGACUCCCCUUUUCCUCCAGAACAUCCCGAAUUCUCCGAGGCGUGGAAACGUUGCUUAAUUGGUAUCAAGGGACCUAACGUGUGGCAGGAAAACAGCCACCAGCCUGUAAUCGUAUACAUGCUUUAGUCCCAUCUCAAAGUAACGUAUACAAGUUGGUUGUGUUCAGUCUCAUCAAAUCAGCUGUUAUAUAUAUAUAUAUAUAUAUAUAUAUAUAUAUAUAAAAAUUUCCCUGUUGUGUGUUAUGGUGCAGCGUAAUUGUUUUACAUUAUUUUAUUGUAGAAUAUAAAGGUACUAGUGCUUCACGUUCAGCUAAAUACACUGCUCAAAAAAAUAAAGGGAACACUUAAACAACACAAUGUAACUCCAAGUUCAGAUCUAGGAUGUGUUGUUUAAGUGUUCCCUUUAUUUUUUUGAGCAGUAUACAUUCUGUUAAGUGCCUGGUAUGUUGUAGUCUAGAAAAGGUAGAAAUACAGACAAUCCUGUGAAGACAUGCUUUUUUCUUUUGUUGUUGAAAUCAGACUUGUCUUUGACUCCAUACACCAAGUUCUCUCUCUGUUGGUGAUGUACUUCUUUUUUUUAUAUAUAUAUAUUAUUACUAAAUGUUUUGUAAUAAAUCUAUUUUGUGUCAUAUAAA
Messenger RNA from Salmo salar (Atlantic salmon), 3397 nucleotides. It is a transcript of the gene pank2, whose product is annotated as pantothenate kinase 2. The record is from RefSeq and is a predicted model, not a curated record. Gene Ontology annotation, cellular component: nucleus; cytosol. Gene Ontology annotation, biological process: coenzyme A biosynthetic process. NCBI's taxonomy places the organism in Eukaryota, Metazoa, Chordata, Actinopteri, Salmoniformes, Salmonidae. Gene Ontology annotation, molecular function: pantothenate kinase activity; ATP binding.